AUGUGCACUGGAACCGCGGACACCGAUCCGAGCUGUUCACCGCAGGGACGCCUUGGACCCAUGUCCCUUAUCCUCGGGGAAUGCUGCUUUUCCCAGCCAACGCACCAAGAAAUGUAGCCUUAUGAGGCUUUGCCCUCAGGUGGGAAAAAUAUUGCGCCCGGGAAAGGGAAGUGGGAGUCAACAGACACUCAAGGAAUAGUUCGGAGAAAAGACUUUUAUUUCUACCAUCCAUGAACUGGUAGAAGGAGCAAAUGUGAUAAGUCACAAAAAGCAUGCACGGGCUCACAGUCAUGUGCACAGAGCAUAUAUACCCCUUCCAGUUCCCUCCCCUUUCUCCUCCUUUUCCAGGAGUCCUGCCCCAUGAGUUCCUCUGAGCAUGAACAGAAAGCUGUCUUGGGACUAUUGUGGACUCUUGGCGCCCUUCCCAGGAAAAGGGGAAUGAAAGCGGUUCAGCAUGUCCAAAGAUGUUGCAACUAGAAUGAGAUAAAAGUCAGUUCUCAGGCCUGCUUUGAACAGUCUAUUCAUUAGCUUUUUGCAGCCUUCUUGUACUGAUAAAAAGUAACGGUUUGCCCUUGCCACAGCAUCUUGUGAGAAAAGCAGAGAAGAGCAGAGAAAAGCUGUUUUGGAUUUUUAGAAGACAAAAGGAAUUUUGGACAGUUUUGAGGCCUGGUGGGGGGGGUGACUUCGGGCCUAGGUGGGGUCACCUGUCCUCACCUCCUACAAUGCCAUGAAAGUCAACCAAGGGGAAGCGAGGAAGUCACUUAACAAUGUUAAUAAGUGUAAUUUUCAAUAAGGCUAUGAUUUAUGUUUUUUUGUCUUAUGUGUUUGUUUAUAAUAUUAUGAAAACCAAUUCAAAAAAACUGGGGAAAUUUUUGGACAGCUUCUCCGCCCACUUUUGGCGCGCAAUGCGCCCCUGGCCAAAGCGGGCAAGUUCCCCCCCGUUUCCAUUUCCAGGCCUCCCUUUGUCUCCGUCUCCCUCACCAAAGCGACAAGACCGCGCCCCCCCCCCGCGCGCGCCCGCAUCCUCUCGUCACUCGGGCGCGCAACCCCCCCCCGGAGGCGCGCCAGGCCUGGACGCGCGCAGGAAAGGGCGGAGAAGAAGCGCGUUCCGGGCGCGCGCGCGCAGCAGCCGCCGCCUCCGCGCCUCUCCAAGGCGGCCCCGGGCUGCGCUUUGCGCCCCUGCUGCUUCCAAGCGCCUCCAUUUCCAGAGGCGGCCCCGGCGGGGCUCGCGGGCUCCCGCGUCGUGGCCGGACGAGGGCCGGAGGGCGCAGGGCGGCGCCCGGAGCUCGGCGGGGACCCUCUUGGGGUAAGGGCGCGCCGCUCUCCCGCUCGCUCCUCCGCCUGCGCCUCGGAGGAGGCUGCGCGCGGAAGCUCCGCGGAGACGCCGCCGCCGCUGUUUUCGGGGGCCGCCGGGGCGGGAGGCCGAGGGCGGCCCCGGCGUUGCUUGGGGCCGAGGCUCCGCCGGGCUGGCCUUCCUUGCUCCGGUUGUCCGGAGAGAAAGCCGGUCCGGCGCUGACCUUCUCAUUUCUAUGGCGCAGGGCGGUUUGCAAGACGGAAACGCAAAAGAGGUUUUUGAGCAGAGGGCUGAGAUUCCUGCAUUGGAAGGCGUUGGGCUAAAUGACCCCCCCGGGGGGGUCCCUUCCAACUCUGCCCUUCUAUGAUCCUGUUGAGGUUCUUGCAUUGCAGAGGGUUCGACUAGAUUGGCCCUCGGGGGUCUCUUCCAGCUCUACAGUUCUGAUAACAAACAAGGCUGUCCCCCCUAUCAGAAGUCCUGCCCUUUGAGUAAGUUAUUUGUUAUUAAUUAAUUAAUUAAAAUCUUGUACCGCUCUUCACCGAAGAUCCUAGGGAGGUUCACAACAGAAAAAUUGCAAAUAUAUAUUAUAAAACAGAAACACACCAAUAACCCCUCUCCCACAAAAGCAUUCUUGAUAACGCCUCUAACUUGUUUUUUUUUCCUUUUUUUACAAAAGCCCUCUGCGGGAUUUUAUUAAAUGCCAUGGUUCUUUUUAAAUCUUUAUUUUCUCCUGCUUUGCAUCCUUCUAAAUUUGCGAUUGAUAAGCCACAAUAGUUGCAUCUGUGUGAAUGGUAGUGUACUGGGAUCAGCUCUCUUGGGUGAUUCUUUCAUUCGUUUAGGUUUUUGUAAGAAACAAACCGAAACUAGUGUUUUCUGGUGGGUUGAAAACCACAUAGUUCACCAUCUGUGUAGAGGAGAUUUAAUUUCUUGGCCAAGGCAGGAUCUUUUUAAUAGCAAUCAAAGCUCUCCAGAGACUUCAGAGAACAUUGCAAAAUACUGUUAUUGUCUGGGGACUUGGUUGUUAGUAUUUAAAAGUCUGGCAGUCGGUGGGUAUUAACAAAAGGCAGGGCUGGCAUUGUGUUAUAAAAACUAGCUGUCUCCAUCUCUACCCACACAGAGUUAUGGCAGCCAUCCAUGUGCUAACAAUUUUUCCCCAAUAAUGCCAGGACAGUUAUAGGCUUUCCUGUUACUAUUCAGCACUUUUCCCACUUAAAGUUAAGGGCAAAACUUACUGACAGCAGUGUCUGUUAGAAUUGUAAAGUUUGGGUCCCGAUUUUAGUGCUUGGUGGUUAAAUUCUGUACUUUUGACUGCUGAAAUAAGCAGCCCUUUGGAAACACAAAAUAGGGGAUCAAAGCCUCUGAAGUCCAGGAGAAUUAACUGGCGUUUAUUAAGAGUAGUCCUAAAUUUCGACUAGGCAGUGUGUUAAAUGCAUGCACAUAAGAGCAAUUGGAACCCAGCCAUUGUGUGCAAAGUGUAAGGCAGGCAAGCACAAACCGUUGGCAGGGGAAACAUGACCUGCUUCUUGUUGCCUCCUUCAAGUAUGUGUGUGUGUGGGUGCUUGCGGCUCUGGAUACUCAGAGAGCUGUGUUGUUGACAGACUGUCCUUAAUUUUCAUGGGUUUGCUUACCUGUGGCGUUGGGAACCCUAAAACCCCGAAUCCACAUAGUUUUUGCUUGUUCCUCUUCUGCUGUAAGUCUGCCUGUUGCUGGCCUCAAAGAUAGGAGUGAGCGUACCCAGUUGAACUGGUCUUAUAACCACAAGGAGCUAAAUAAUAAUAAUAAAUCCUAAGAAGACUCUUGAAGGACAAAAAGUAGUAGAAGGAAAUGCCAAAGACCUUUGCCAUAACCAGAGCGGUAGCUAUGGGGGGCUAGUUGGGGUUUUUGCCCUGGGUGAAACCUCCAGAGGGGUGACAUCAGGGCCAUCUUAAGCAUAUCCGGUGCCGUGGUGCAAAGCUCCCUCCGGUGGCGCCUCCUCCCGUUUCCCAGAGUUUUUUAGCGAGGACGGUGGGGCUGGAGGAGGCGGGCAGUGGCUGGAGGGUGGCUCCUCCGGCGGGGAAGAGGCGGAGGCUGGAUGCGGCGCCUCCCGGCUCAUCUGGACGCUUUGUGCCGCGGUGGCCAUGGCAGACGGAGGUUCUGGGCGCGGCACUGCUUCGGCGUGGCAUGGCGGAGGCGGGUGAGGGCGGUGAGCUGAUGCCGGGUGGCGCCGCGUCCAGCCUCCGCCUUUUCCCUGGCACCCUCCAGAACUUGGUGCCCUGCGCCACUAGCCUCUAUGGGCAAGACGCCCCUGGGUGCCAUUGAGGCUUUCAGCGUGUGUGUGUACGUGUAUGCAAAUGUGUGUGGGCACAGUAUCAAAUUGGGUUGUUGACCUGAGUGAAAUAAAGCCUAGUUUCACCUCUGCCAUAACAGACAAGUGACAAAAAUUGGAACUCUGGGUCAUGCAGUGAUACGAUUUGCAGAAGGUUUGGGACAGUUAUUUGAGGAAUUUGCUGGCACAAGAUGUGAUCCUGGGUAGCUUUAAAUGGGGAUUUGAGAAAUUUGCGGAGUGGAAGGCUCAAUGGCUGCUACUUGUGGUGCCUAUAUGCAACUUCCAGGUUCAGAGGCUGCGAGGACGGGAGAUGAUGGUUGCUUUCACAUUCUGCUUAGGGGCUUUUUGGGUGUACCUGGUUGGGCUCAGUGAGCCUUUCUGUCUGAUCUAGCAAGGCUGCUGUGUAUGACGUGAAAUGCUUAACUAAAACCCAGCUCUUGUGCUCCAGUGCAGCUGUCCUGAACACAAGGGGAUGAAUAGAAAAGAGUAGCUUUGCUAAAAUCCGUGCCCCGGAGACAGGCAAGAUGCUGCUGUUCUGGGUGCACCUGAAUUUGAGCGGCUUGCGAGCCAUCUCAUGGUACCUGUAACAAGAGGCACGAUGGAGGUGGGUGGCCAAAAGCCCCUCACAGACCAGAACAAUGGUUUAUAGUGUAAACCUGUUCAUGUAUUAUUUUGCUGUGUUAUUAGAAUUAGGCCCUUGAUCCGUACGGCUUGGGCUGACUCUCAUGAAAGUUUUGUGAUGGAUCCUCUCAGUUACUUCAUCUUUCUUUUGUUUGCAUGUUGAGUUGACCUGCCCUUAAGGGAGCAGCAGCGUACUAGUCUCUGGUGGUUUUUUCUUUCUCUUGGGACCGAACAGUGUGCUUGUUAUGCAUGCCCUGUAAAAUUGAUGAAGCAUUUAAUUUGCCUCUUUCAUGCUCUGCAGUGCUUUCCCGUUGCUUCGUGAUAACAACAAACUGCUUCAUAUAUAGCACCCCUGGUAAAGCGCUCUCACUCUCUUUUCUGAAAGCUUCAUUUGCUCCCAUGAAGAACCUGCUACAUAUUGGAAACCUUGAGGGCACCUUCUCUCUUGUGGAGCAGCAGACCAGAGAGAUGCAGUGCUGUGGCCAGCAUAGAAUUAGGCAGUCAGUGGACAAGGCUGGAGGUGGACCUAAUGGUGGCAUCCCAAAAAUGGGAUGGUGGGAGCUGGUUCACCGUCCCCCAGACCUACUUGCAGGCCAGAGUGCACGCACGGGAGCGCACGCGGUGGAGGGCGCUUCCCUCUCUCCCCCCUUUUCAGGCCAACUUUCCCAGGCGCCAGGCCAGCAGGUGCGCCAAGCUCCAGCCCACAGUGCGGCCAUGGGGAGAGGUCCGUGGGCGGCGAGGCUUCCUAUCAAAGCCCAGCUCCCUUCCUCCGCAGGGCCGGAGAAGCCAGGAAGAAGGAGGGAGGAGCCGCUGCCGCGGUGAGGAAGGGGAAAAUUGCCCAAAAAUGGCGCCCGAAAAAAGAUUGGAAAAAAAUGGUGAUCGCGCCGACCCAAGCAGCGAUUGCAGAACUGUUCACGGGCCGGAUCCAGAGAGCAAUUGGGCUGGAUCCGGCCCGUGGGCCUUAGUUUGCCAACAAAGUAGCAUGGUACUCUAAUUAGGAUGAACUCAGAGUAGUAGUAUGGUACCAAUUUUCUUCUUUAAACAGCUGCUGCCUGUUGCUGAUACUCGGAUCUAGCCAAAUAACCAUCUUGUUGAUGUUAACAGGGCCAUUUAUAAUAUGUGAUUAGGCAUCACAGUGAUAACGAUAUGGCAUCAUGCAACUCUUUACAUUUGGCUGUUUGUGAUGAUGUCACUAAGGGCAAAUGAAGCUCUCUAGCUGGCCUCACUCUUUGGGUUCCUACGUCAAGGCAGCAAAACCAAUGCUCCCAAUCCUGAUAUGGUGCUCUGAUAGUUCAUUACAUGCCAGCACACUCUGGCAAGGGAACAUUAGCCUACCUGACCUUCACAAUCUAUAAAUAUUUAUUCCCGCUCCCAGAGCAUUGGGAAGAGCAAAAAUUGUCUCCCCAGUCUGGACUAUCUGAAGUUUUGUAUAAUACUGUCUGCUCCCAGUGAUCUUAGUUUAUUUACUGCCUAGUGUUUCUUGACAUGGAUUUUGAUCAUGCGCGUGCAUCUGUUACAACACAAGGGUUGAGACGCUGAAGAAUAAAAAUAGAACAGUAGCCUGCACCAGCAAACUGUAUUUUGUAUGUGGUUCUUGCAUUCAAGACUUGGUCAGAUUGCUCAUGUUGCUUACAUGUAUUGAAAGAUCCAACAGAAUUUAACUCAGUAAUCAUACCUACAUUACGUAAGGCAGCAGAAGCUUGAGUUAUGGGGCAGUGUGCCACCAGAUGUUUUCUUCUUUCAGUUUAUUUCUUUUUGCAUCUGCAAUCCAAAUGACAUUAACACGUGUUAGGCAUUGCACCAGCUACAUCUCAGACGCAGCAGGCAUGGGGAACCUGUGGCCCUGCAUAUGUUGUUGGACUCCAGGUCCCAUCAGCCUCGGCCAGCAUAGCUGUUGGUCAGGGAUGAUGGGAGUUGUGGUCCAGCAGAAUCUGGAGAGCCGCUCCUCUUUGGAUUACAGGAAACCAAUUCCUUUUGAAAGCCAAGAUGAAGAUAAAAAAGGCAAAGGGACCCCUGACCAUUAGGUUCAGUUGUGACCAACUCUGGGGUUGCGCCACUCAUCUCGCUUUAUUGGCCAAGGGAGCCAGCGUACAGCUUCCGGAUCAUGUGGCCAGCAUGACUAAGCCGCUUCUGGCGAACCAGAGCAGCGCACGGAAACGCCAUUUACCUUCCCGCCGGAGCAGUACCUAUCUAUCUACUUGCACUUUGAUGUGCUUUCGAACUGCUAGGUUGGCAGGAGCAGGGACCGAGCAACGGGAGCUCACCCCAUCGCGGGGAUUCGAAUCACUAACCUUCUGAUCGGCAAGUCCUAGGCUCUGGUUUAUUUUUAUUUUUUUAUAAGAUAUUUAUUAAAAUUUUCAAUGUUUUACAAAACACACAAGGAAAAAGAAAAAAAAAAGAAAAUACAUAGUAAAAAUUUAAAAACAAUUCUUUCCUUCCAUUACUUAACCUUCAUUUACUUAUUUCCAGGACCUCCUCACACCUUCCUUUUUUGUAUUCCAGUUCAAUUAUUUUGUUCAGCAAAUCCCUCCCCUCUUUGAAUAUCCUAAUCAUUAAUCCUAAAAAUGUUGUAAUUUUAGAUUUUUACAUAUUACAUAAUAAACCCUUUUUUCAUCUUCCCUUGUAACCUUUCAGCUAGAGACCACUUAGUUUCUAUCCAGCAUCAUUCUAACAUUCAUUAAUUUUACAAUAUUUCUGUAAAUAAUCUUUAAACUUUUUCCAAUCUUCCUCCAUUGACUCUUCUCCCUGGUCUCGGAUUCUGUCAGUCAUUUCCGCCAGUUCCAUAUAGUCCAUCACCUUCAUCUGCCAUUCUUCCAAGGUGGGUAGAUCUUCCACAGCACCACACACAGCUUAAAUAUGAGGACAGUGCUAAAUGAAGCAUGCUGCUUGACGUAUCAAGGCUUCUCCUGCCUGAGGAUGCAAACUCUACCCAUGCCUUUAGCUGUUGGACCGAAGUUGAAGCAGGCCUUUUUGUUAUUCAUGGUGGCAUGACCUGAAGCAUGUAGCGAAUUUCCCAGCAGGCCUUUCUUUCACCUGACUCAGUGUUCUCGCCAACAGACUUGGAUGGAGGGGGCUAGGAAAAGAGGCUGGAUUCACUUCUUGCAAAGCUCCUGGUCGGUUGUGAACAGAAGCCCUAUUUUUUAAAAUUUUAAAUAUUUUUUAUUAGGAAUUUCAGUUUAACAGUUUUUCAAAAAAUACAUCAUCCUCAAUUUCCCCCCUCCCCAUAAGAAAAAAAAAAAGAACAACACAAACAGAACCCCACCCCACCCCGACUUCCCUCAGCUGCUCUCUCUGGUUUUUCAGCACUUGCUAUUCUCUGCAUGUUAUAAAAUUGUACAGAGCCUUAAUUUAUCUAUCUAAAGGUUAUCAGUAAAAAGUUUGUGUAUGUUUAUUCAAAACCUGCCAAGGAGUCCAGUUCAUUUUGCUGUUUCUUUAGGUACUUUGUAAAAGGUUCCCAUUCAUCUUUAAAGUCACAGUUAUCCUUCUCAUGUAAUUUUGCCAAUUCUGCGUAGUCCAAGAGUUUAAUUUAUGUGUCAGUUUUGCCAAUUCUGCCUAGUCCAAUAGUUUCUCUUGCCACAGUUCUUUGCUUGGGAUUUCUUCAUUUUUCCAUCCUUGUGCUAUUAAGACUCUUGCCGCCGUUGUCGCAUACAUAAAGAUAUUUUUCAGUUUCCUUAGCAGGUCUUUUCCUUCAAUCCCUAAAAGAAAUGCUUCAGGUUUUUAACAAAUGUCAAUUGGAACAUUUUCUUCAACUCAUUAUAUAUCAUUUCCCAAAUUUUUAAAAUUUUACUACAAUCCCACCACAUAUGAUAAAAAGUCCCUUCUUUUUCCUUACAUUUCCAACACAAAAUUGAAUCGGUUAACAGAAGCACUAUUUAAGCAAGGUCUGAAGGGCUUGCAACGUUGGUUCUGCCCUCUGAAGUGCUAAUAAUAAUAAUAAUAAUAAUAAUAAUAAAUUUUAUUUAUAUCCCGCUCUCCCCAGCCGAAGCCGGACUCAGGGCGGCUAACAACAAUAAAAUAAUACAACAUUCUAAAAUCAUUUCAUUAAAAUUAAUUCAACUCAAAUUGAUGGCAACCAUUAGGCUAGAGUUCUGUGAAGGUUGCCGAAGGAGGGGGUCAGGCUGUGCCCUGGCCAAAGGCCUGGUGGAACAGCUCCGUCUUGCAGGCCUUGCGGAAAGAUGUCAGGUCCCGCAGGGCCCUAGUCUCUUGUGGCAGAGUGUUCCACCAGAUUGGAGCCACAGCCGAGAAAGCCCUGGCUCUGGUUGAGGCCAGCCUAACUUCUCUGUGCCCUGGGACCUUCAAGAUGUUUUUAUUUGAAGACCGUAAGUUCCUCUGUGGGACAUACCAGGAGAGGCGGUCCCGUAGGUACGAGGGUCCUAGGCCGUAUAGGGCUUUGAAGGUUAAAACCAGCACCUUAAACCUGAUCCUGUACUCCACCGGGAGCCAGUGCAGCUGGUAUAGCACCGGGUGAAUGUGAUCCUGCAGCGAGGACCCCAUAAGGAGUCUCGCUGCAGCAUUCUGCACCCGCUGGAGUUUCUGGGUCAGUCUCAAUGGCAGCCCCACGUAGAGCGAGUUACAAUAAUCCAGUCUGGAGGUGACCGUCGCAUGGAUCACAGUGGCCAGGUCAGGGUAAGAGAGUGCUGGAACGGAGGGCUUUUUCACGCCCCUCCCACAGUGCAAAACCCAACGGAAGGACAAUGGGAGCAUCCAGGCAGAGCGUUGGUUGUUGCUCAUGUUGGGGAACGGGGGUUCAGAGGCCUUGCCUGUGUCCUCGCCUUGAGGUGUGCAACAGGGAUCUUGUGUCGGGAGGUGCUUUUGUAUCGGGUUGCGCUGAGGGCUAAAUUUGGACCCUGGGUCUGCAGCAAGACCCACAAGAAGUGGGGCUGCCCUUGAGUGCUGCUAGAUUACUGGGAUUACCAGGUUACUAGGAUGGGGGUAAGCUUUGUUGCUUGGCACUGUAACACCCGCAGGCAGGGCCCAACUUGGCUCCUGUUUUGGGACUACAAUUCCCAUCAUCACUUACCCCUGGUCCUGUUAGCUAGGGAUGAUGGGAGUUGUAGUCCCAAAACAUCUGGAGGGCCAAGUUUGGCCAUGCCUGCGUUACGGUGACUAGUAGCUUUUUUAGAAAAAUUAAAAAAUAAAAACAGUAAGCAUUACUGCAGGGGAUACUCAACUGUUCCAUUUGAGAGGGGAAAUGUCUAAUGUGAACUUUAUUUAUUUAAUGACCUUUAUAUACCUCUUCAUUGUAAAAACAACAACCUGUGUACAGUUUACAGCAACAUAAAAAAAACCCUUAAAAGUGGUUAAUAAAAAACAGCUAAAAACAAAUUACUAAAAAGAUCACUAAAAUCAGCAGUAUCUAAAAAGAAAUAAAGCACAUGCAACUUAAACAUUUGUGGAUAGGCUUACCUACACUACACAAGGAUGUGGUUUUGGGGUGUACAGUGUUCAUCUUGGCGCUGCAGGGGAUCCACAGUCACGAUCCACAGCCACAUGGGAACGUCUCGAGAUGACUGGGCUGUGUUGCUGAAACAUCCUGGAGCUUUCUUCUCCAUUGAAACAGAAUUUGCAGUCCCAGGUUGACAGCUGCGGGAUAGUAGUGUGUGCAUGUUUAAAAUGAAGCAGUUGUAGUUAGAAAUACAGUCUGGAAACGAAAGUUUCACUUGCAUGGGGUCUGUCAUAUUCACAGUGCUAAUGUUAAACCUGCACAGGUGAAUGAAUACUUUGAAUAUGAAGUUUGAACCAGAAAGUGUGUUUGUGUGUUGGAAAGGGGGGGGGGCCGGAGCUGCGAUUUUUGUUGUGACAUUUUUUGUUUCCUCUCCCAUUGUGUCUCCUGCUCCAGGUCCUUCCUUCUCCUUUGUGGGUGGGUGUUUCUGCUUUUGGAAGCUGUUGCCUGGAAGAAAGUGUGUGUGUGUGUUGGGACUUUCCUGUCUUGGGAGAAUACAAUGGACAUUGGCAAUGGGGAGGGAAAAGAUGAGAUUUUGCGAAGGAUUUUCCAGAUUACUGCUAGGAGGAAGUGGGAGGGAGAUCUUCCGGCCAGGUGACCUCAUGAAGGCUUCCUCUGUGAACAAGGCAGGCUGGAAUUGUGUAGGCAUAAAUUUUUUGAGAGAUUGCUGUUGGACCCUGCCCAGGGGCAUGUUUGCAGAAUGGUUGUUAUGCAUUUUUGUGCUUUCAUUUUGUAUUUUUAUGUUGUGAGCCACCCUGUGAUCUUCGGAUGAAGGGUGGUGUGACGUUUGCCCUCCUAGGUGUACGACAUUCAUAAGGAAAGGGUUAAGUAAUUGUAAAAUGACUAACCAAUGGGAACCCAAGGGGCGGAGUUGACUGUAUAAGGUUUAAGCACAGAGGUUUUAGGGAGUAAUAAUAAUAAUAAUAAUAAUAAUAAUAAUAAUAAAUUAUUUAUACCCCGCCCAUCUGGCUGAGUUUCCCCAGCCACUCUGGGCAGCUUCCAAUCAAGUUAGAGUUGGAGGUAUAGGUCAGUAAAGAAACUAAAGUUAAGAUACUGACAGGAAUAUUUUCUGAGAAACCAUAAACUUGCUAAUGUUUAUAAAAUAAACUUGUUUAUUUGGUUCACUGUUAACAACUGUCUGGGCUCCGUGUUUUACCCGAGAGUAACGGGUUGGUGGCAAUGGGGAAGCGAGCACAGUGGUGGCGGAGGGAUCAGUAGACCAUUAAACGUCCAGGGACCCUGUGUGAUCGCCACAGGUGGUAUAAAGUUUUUAGAAAUAAAUAAGUAAUUAAGUAAAAAUAAAACAUAGGACCAGUUCUGGCAUCACCUUUAUCCAUGGUUGUGCUCACAGCAUCACCAACAAAAUCCUCAUGGGAGAACCCUCACUUGUUGCUUUUCAGCUGCUCCCUGUUCCAGGAGAUAUUGCUUCCAUUCUGGCUGCCUCUACCGUAAGGUGGGUCUAUGUGGUGCUUCCUGGGUGUUUUGCACUUAGAAACCCCCCAGUCCUGGGCAGCAGCGAUGAUGGAAGUUGUAGUACCAGAUUAGCUGCCUUUGUCCAGAGGCACUUGUUUAUAAAGGGGGACCAAAUAAAAUAACCCAAUGAGGCCCCAAAGUUCUGACUUCUGCAGCUUAAGAAGGCUGAAUCCCAACUGUAUACAGGAGGGAUGACAAAUGCGGCUGAAAAGAAUUAUGCUUGGGCCACCCAAAAGCUCAGGUAGUUGGGGGCAUUAAGCGGGAAAACGAUAUUGUCACUGGGUUCCUUGGGUGGUCCUGGUGAUCUUUACCAGUGCCUGCUCUGUGAUAAUUUGUUAGCUCCUGAAUCCAGUAGGAAGUCCACAAUAACAAAUAGGAUGCAUAUUGUAUCAUUUUUGAAGCGUAACCUAAGAAAUCAAAUAUUUUACCCAUGGACCAUAGCUCUUUAUUAAAAGCUCCUUAACUGUCAAAUAGGUGGUCAUGAUUCACUUCCAGAAAAUGUGUGUGUGUAACACUUUUCUGCAAUGCAGGAAUCUCAGCUAAAGCAUCCAUGACAGCUGUUUAUCCAACCUCUGCUUAAAAUCUUCCUAGGAAGGAGAGUCCACCACCUUCUGAGAGAGACUGUUCUACUGUUGAACAACUUUUACUGUCAGAAAGUUCUUCCUGAUAUUUAGUCGGAAUCUCCUUCUUUGUAACUUGAAGCCAUUGGUUUGGGUCCUAGAAUCUGGAGCAAGAGAAAACAAGCUUGCUCCAUCUUCCUCUUGACAGCCCUUUGUUUAUUUGAAGAUGGCUGUCAUGUUUCCUCUUAUUCUUGUGUUUGUUUUUUAAAAUAUCAUUUUUACUUGCUUCCUGGGAGUAGGUCCCAUUGAAAACAGUAUGACCAGCUCACAAAUGAAUAUGCAUGGGAUUGUAGAUAUCCAGAACAAUCCUAGGGAUACUUUCUUGGAUGGCUAAUUGGAGCUUACUUGCAAAUUAGCAUGCAUAGGCUUGCAGCCUCUGUGUUAGAUGGGAGUUCUUAAAUAAUUCAGUUGCAUCUCUUGUUUAUUUCAGGUUAAAAGACUCACAUUUGAGGCACUGAAGGAAAAGAAACCUGCUUUAUAGAUGGCCUUGGAGGUAGAAAAAUCUCCUUUUGAGGCAUCGUUGAGUGCGAAGGCCAAAUGCUAUGGGAGGUGGAACUACCGAGAACUCGAGAUGGACCACUCUGAACUAGUUAGCAAGGUUUGCCAGCCUUCAGCUGUGGAAGAAGAAGAGCCUUUGCCCAAGGAAACAGUGGUUGGAGAGUUCAAGGCCAUAGAGAAAGCUGGCCAUACAUUUCCUGGCAUUUUCUGGAGAACUGAAAAAUGUGAUAAGAUGUCUUCAACAGCUUCUAACAAGUUUUGCAAGAUGAAAGCAAAAGUAAAGUAUGUGGAGAGACGGCCGCUCAUCAGUAGGACCACUUUUGGUAGUGAAGUAGCUCCCAGUUUUAGCAGAGGUGGUUUGUUUCCAGAAGAACAACAACAGGUGAGCAUAUUUAGGUAUUCAUACUUGCACGAUGCUUCCAAGAAAAAUGCUAAGGAGUCUGGAUUCUCACAGUUGAAGAGUGAAUGAUCAUAGUGCAGAAAACAUUUUUUAUUUCCUUUUAUACAUCUCUUUCCAUUGGCACAUGUGACAUGGUGGAUAAGCAGUUUGGAAGAAACUUUAGGAGUUAUCUGAAUUAGAAACCAGAGCAAAUACCUUGCAGCCUUUGACUGCCGUUCUGAUUCAGUCACGCUUCUGCCUCUUCCUUUAAAAUUGUUUUGAUUGAACGUUGGUCAGGCUGGAUCAGAAUGCAGGUGGGGAGGGAUGAUCAGUGAGAAGGGUAACAGAUUGCUACCCAGUGUUAGGCACACUUAAUUGGGAGUAAGCCUCAUUGAACACAGUGGGGCUUGCUUUUGAGAAAAUGCACAUAGGGUUGUGCUGUGAAUUCGCGUAUUUUAGAGUUUCAGAUUUAUGGUAUUUGCUACUGUCAGGGAACUGACAUCGGAGCUAGAGGUGGAGGGGAGGCUCUCUAAUGAUGCUGGAGAAGGGCCCAGCAGGGAGAGAGGCAGCUCAGCAGAUGGGGAAGCAAAUCAGCGCAACACCCGGGAUAGAGAAGGGCAGAUGGGGGAAUCGGCGAGAGGGCUCCAGGACUCUUCACCGGACACCAGCGGGGAGAGCACUGGUCCUCCGCUACCCACGCCCUCCCUGCGCAGAAGACUUCCGCGCAGAGAGGGUAGGAGGAGACUGGGUGUCAAACAACUUUUAUGUUGGAAAAGGUUUGAGAAACGCCCACUGACGGAUUCUGCUAGCGACUGAGGCAGCCACGAAUUGAAGGGCUGUCCAGACAGAAAGGUUUAAGAAGGCAACAUAGCCAGGAGAGGCGGCAACUUACGCACGAGCAACCCCAUACCAUUAUAGCUACUAUGGCAAUAUUGCAAGUGAGGGUGGGGAGGAAGAAUGAUAGACCCGCUUCCCUGAAUGUAUUCUUCAGGGUUGGGCAGCAUUGUGGACUUUUCUGAAAACCUAUCCAAAUGGUGCACACAAUAGAUCUAGUUUGUUGGUUUAAAUACGGGUGAACGCUGCCUGAGCAACAGGAGCAUAAAUAGUCCAUGGGAGUGAGUGAAUUUGCUUGAAUGUAAUUGGUCUGGGUCUUUCUAUUUGGGUGUGUGUUUUGAGAUUCCCAAAUACAUGUAAUGAGACUGAAGGUACAUUCUUCCACCUUUGGUGGACAUGCCCAAGGAUUAAGACAUUUUGGGAGAUGAUUUAUAACGAAAUGAAAAAGAUAUUCAAAUACACCUUCCUGAAGAAACCAGAGGCCUUUCUCCUGGGCAUGGUCACCCAAUUGGUGCCAAAGAAGGAUAGAACUUUUUUUAUGUAUGCUACAACAGCAGCAAGAAUACUCAUUGCAAAGCACUGGAAGACACAAGAUUUACCCACCCGGGAAGAAUGGCAGAUGAAGUUGAUGGACUAUAUGGAACUGGCGGAAAUGACUGGCAGAAUCCGAGACCAGGGAGAAGAGUCGGUGGAAGAAGACUGGAAAAGUUUAAAGACUAUUUACAGAAAUACUGUAAAAUUAAUGAAUGUUAGGAAAACGUUGGAAUGAAGUUAUAUGGCUUUAGUAGAAAUGUUAUAAGGAAUUAAGUAUAAAUAGACUAAUAGAGUAUUAAAGGAAAAAAUAAGGAUAGAAAGUGUUAAGAUAAUUAUAGGAUAGAAAACAGAGGAAGAUGGAAAGGAAUUGCUGAAACAAUUAACAGAAGUGGAAUACAAAAAGGGACGUGUGAGGAGGUCAUUGAAAUAAGUGAAUGAAAGAUAAGAUAUUGAAAUUGUUUGAUGUGUUUUAAACUGCUUUUGUUUUGUUUUGUUAGUUUAAUGUGUUAGUGUUAUGUAGUGUUUUUGUAUUGUAUUGUUUAUUUUUUUUAUAGUGUUUAAAUUGUUGGAAAAGUAAUAAAUAUUAUUUAAAUAAUAAAAAAAAAGAGAUUCCCAAAUACAUAAGUAAUUAGUGUCAUCCUUGUGAUGACCCUUCCAAGUCUGCAGUUCUAUGAUUCUGUGUCAUGGGUAGGCAAACUAAGGCCCGGGGGCUGGAUCCGGCCCAGUUGCCUUCUAAAUCUGGCCCACGGACAGUCUGGGAAUCAGCGUGUUUCUACAUGAGUAGAAUGUGUCCUUUUAUUUAAAAUGAGUCUCUGGGUUAUUUGUGGGGCAUAGGAAUUCAUUCAUCCCCCCCCCCAAAAAAAUAUAUAGUCCGGCCCCCCACAAGGUCUGAAGGACCGUGGACCGGUCCGCUGCUGAAAAAGUUUGCUGACCCCUAAUGGCAUUCGCAUCAGAAUGCUGGUUUUCAUUCCUCCAGCCUUCAAAUUAAUCCAGGUUCACUUAUUUCGGGGGGGGGGGAGCCAUUGAGCUUAAAAGAAAAGAAAGAAAGAAACAAUUGUCAGCAGCCUGCUUGCUAAUUAACCCCCCCCCCAAUAUAUUGGAAUAUUCUUUCUUUGUAAAUAAAAAAAAUUCCUGCCUUUCUUGCCUGACCUCUUUUUUAAAAAUGACUUGCACAGGUGACUUCAGCAGAAGACUCGGAUUCUGCAGAGCCGCUUCAGGGGUUGCUGGAAAUCACAACCAAAGCUAUGGACUCAACAUUUUACAGCCCUACCACCAAACCCCUCUACAGCCUUGAUGCUGAUGGGAGGAGCCAGGUGACAGUUGCGCCUUAUUCAUCCACUCCCAAACACCUGCCAGGUAAAAUAAACCAUCGUUUUGAUGCUGUGACACCUGCGUUCCCUCGGACUAGCUUCGCCUUACAGCCUUCAGAAGACUCUGGUUUUGAUCAGCAGGGGAUGACGAGAUCAAAGAGCUUUUUGGGGGCUGGGACUCUUUCGUUGUCCCCUGAAACAUCUGCUCCCUGGCAGCUGCCUGGUCUCCCUGACCCUUCAGGAAACCACAUGCUGGGUGCACACGGGCACAUAGCUUUGGAUAGCUCCCCCACAGUGGGUCACAUGAGAAAGAUGUCCUCCUUCCAGGCGGACUACUGGGCGUGUGCCAUACCCGAUUGCCUGCCCCCAUCGCCAGACCGCCAGUCGCCCCAUUGGGACCCUAAUAAAGAAUAUGAGGACUUGCUUGAUUACACCUAUCCUUUGAGGCCGAAACACAAGCUUGCAAAGAACCCCAGAGAGUCUUCUGUCCACGAUUCUGGGGUUGACCUCAACAGCCUUUCCAUUUCUCCCGAGAGUACCUUGAAGUCCAUGAACCUGCAGGGCCAGGAACCCCUGGCUGCAGAGAUCCCACACUCAGAGAGCUUUCCAACCCCUUUAUUGGAAAAGUCAGAAUGCCCCCUUCCAGUUUCUCACUACAGACUCUCACCUGUUGGGAAAGUGUCCUUUUCUGAUGGUGUUCCCUCUCCUGGGAGAACUCGCAUCUCUGGAGAGAUGGCGCAUGGCUUGUCUCCUAUGUGCCCACGACCAGUUCCAUUUGAUUCAUGCAACUUGGAUGAAAGACGCUGGGACACAAGGGGAUAUGGCUGCCUUACAAAGAGAGAUGCUGUCAGUAGCAGCUUCAUACGCUCCACAAGGGUGCUGCCUUUACAAAACGGGAGUUCCAGUGAUGAAGAGUAUCUCUCCUUACCACCCAGGCUCAAGGAGUUAGAGAUGUUGGCUCAGCAGCUGACUGAGCUUUCACUGAUCAUAAGGAACCCUGAACAUUUUGCAUAUGGCGAUGUGACUGGAGAGCAGCUUCCACUGGAGGCUCAGGGAGAUGGUGGAGCCAGCAAGAGUCAGUGGGAAACAGAUGGUGAUUCUUGUCAUACGUGUAGCUUCCAUGAACAUAUUGAAGAAGACCUUCUGAGCAACCAAAGCUGCCAGGACCAGGAGGAGUUUCCAGGAGAGGCUGCUAGUAGCAUUGACUUGCUCAAAACAAGAUUCCUCGAGAGCGGAGGUCAUCAUGUCGAGCAAGAGACAACCCGAUGCAGAGACUCCCUUGCACUGCAUAUGAGGGUAAAUAAAAUAAAUCCAAACCUGAACAGCAAAAUGCCAAUUGUGUCAUAUGAUACUUAGAUUUGAAAGUGGCCAAAGGGAGUGUGCGACUUUUGAAGAGCUGAAAGACCUGAAGGCCUGGCUGCUUGUCCCUGUGUAGACCUGUAUUAUCACUUAUAUAAUAAUAACAAUUUAUUAUGUACCCCGCCCAUCUGGCUGGGGUUCCCCAGCCACUCUUUGCGGCUUCCAACAAAAUAUUAAAAUACAAUAGUAAGUCAAACAUUAAAAGCUUCCCUAAACAGGCCUGCCUUCAGAUGUCUUCUAAAAGUCUGGUAGUUGUUUUUCUCUUUGUCAUCUGGUGGGAGGGCGUUCCACAGGGCGGGUGCCACUACCGAGAAGGCCCUCUGCCUGGUUCCCUGUGACUUGGCUUCUCGCAAUGAGGGAACUGCCAGAAGGCCCUCAGCGCUGGAUCUCAGUGUCCGGGCUGAACGAUGGGGGUGGAGACGCUCCUUCAGGUAUACUGGACUGAGGCCGUUUAGGGCUUUAAAGGUCAGCGCCAACACUUUGAAUUCUGUUUGGAAAUGUACUGGGAGCCAAUGUAGGUCUUUCAGGACUGGUGUUAUGUGGUCUCAGUGGCCACUCCCAGUCACCAGUCUAGCUGCCACAGUCCGGAUUAGUUGUAGUUUCUGGGUCACCUUCAAAGGUAGCCCCACGCAGAGCACAUUGCAGUAGGUCAUCUGGGGCAAGUUUAUGUGUAGCACAACCUACCUAAUGUCAUAGGGCAGGGACCCGAAAACAGGCAUUUUCUGCUCCUGCACCGUGCCUGUCUCUGUACCAUUUGGGAAGCAGCAGCCACCAGUAUUGUAUUUAAUGUUAAUUCUGGAAGUGUCCCUUCCAACACUACAAUUCUAUGGUUCUAUGAUAUUUGAGGCGGGUAUCAUACUGGUGUAUAUUUAGCUCUAGGAGGCUAAAUUAGGUCAGAAUCGAGAAUACACUUCCAGAAUUAACACUGAAUACAUUACUUCUGGUAAAUGAGCCACCGUAGUCCCUCAAGGGUUGUGAAAAUUUGUGUGCCAGGCUUUUUGGACUCGUCUAGUUUUCAGCUCUCCCACCCCACUACUGCGUCUAACCUGGGAAUUGAAACCCCCCCCCAAAUAGUUUUACAGUUAAGCCUAUAAAACUGAAUUUUACUAUGUCUUAUGCAUAUAAUGGGUGCCUUUGUUCUGAUUCAUCCAAGUAGAUAUUUUGCUGUCAACUAGAAGAGCUCAUUUGUUGGCUGCACAAAGUAGCAGAAGUUACAGACAACUGGAUUCCUCCCAAGCCAGAUGUUGGAAGUGUCAAAGCAGCAUUACAAAGCUACCUGGUAAUUCCUUCCCCCCUUUUUCCUCCUUAACUGUGGAUUUGAGUAGCUCUGAGGUCACUGGGCUUCAUUAUGUAGGAGCAACUGACUGCUGAAAAGAGGCCCAAUUCAAAUCAAAUAAUCCCUUAAGCAGACCCCUGUGAGAAAUAAGAAAAGGCUGCAGCCCCACUGUGGCCUAUCAGUUUGGAAGAAUGCCUAUUGUAGAAAGCUCUUUGUCCACAUCAUGAAACACCAGUCUCCCUUGUCCCCCCGCCCCCUCAAAUGUAUAAAUCAGUGGAAUACGGUAUUGGGAAAAUGUAUAUUCUUGCCAUGUGCUCACCCUCCUAGGAGAGUUCUGCUGUUCUUGGUGUACAGUUGGUAGUAACUGGAGGGCAGAUAGGCUAAGAGCAACCUUUUUCAGCCGUGGGCCUGUCCACCAUCCCUCAGACCAUGGGGUGGGCCGGACUAUAUUUUUGGAAAAAAAUAUGAAUGAAUUCUUAUGCCCCACAAAUAACCCAGAGAUGCAUUUUAAAUAAAAGGACACAUUCUACUCAUGUAAAAACACACUGAUUCCUGGACCGUCCAUGGGCCGGAUUGAGAAGGCAAUUGGGCCGCAUCCGGCCCCCGGGCCUUAGGUUGCCUACUCCUGGCUGAGAGCAUUGUGAUCCCUGUUUCAUCAGAGCAGCUCACACAACUGAUAUUCCUGCGCCCUCCUUGCUGCCCACCCCUGACAGCCGUAACCCUGUCCAGAGAUUCAGAGGGCCCUCCUGAACAGUCGAGGCUGCAUUGCACAGGGUUGCAGUACAAAGGGGGAAAUUGCCUAGACUCUGGCAGCGGGAUCUUUCAGCAAUGGGAGCUUCUGCUGGCAGACGACCCCUCCUCUCAAUUUUAGCUGACUUCCCCUCCUAUUUUGCACUGCAGAACUGUACACCACAGCCUCUGCUGUUUCGGGGUGCCCCAUUGCCUCCAUAGAUAGGGUUUUUUUUUAUUUUUGUUAAGUACAGCAGCUGCAGGCAGAGGAGGGAAAGCAAAAUGGGAUACACAGGCUGUCUUCUCACACCGUUGGAUCUAACCUAUAACUUUUAAAUACAUUUUGCAGAACCUAUGUGCCCACUUGUGGAUAAUGAGUAAUUGUUCUUUAGAAAGAUAAAUUUAAAGGACCCCUGAUCCCGUUUACCUUCCCACAGGAGCGGUACCUAUUUAUCUACUUGCACUUUGAUGUGCUUUCGAACUGCUAGGUUGGCAGGAGCAGGGACUGAGCAACGGGAGCUCACCCUGCCGCGGGGAUUCGAACCACCGGCCUUCUGAUUGGCAAGUCCUAGGCUCAGUGGUUUACACCACAGCACCACCUGCGUCCCUAAUUUUUCUUUACUCAUUAAUUGAUUUUUAAUGCUUUGGCUUUGAAUACUGUUGCUCAUGACAUCAAUCACAUUUCUAUGCAGGAGUUCAAAAAGGAUUUAGCUGACCACCAGACACUGACUGAAAAUGUCUUGCAAGAUGGCGAUAGGCUUCUCAAAUGCAUGGUAUCAGAUUCACCAGGUGAGGGGAGAGACAACUAAAAGGGGGAAACAGAACCAGACUAUGGUGUAGGGGAGGACAGGGGAACUGCAGGCCACCAGAUCAGACCUUGUAAUAUUUUUCUGAAACUCCUCCACCUUCUCCCACUGGGUUUUCAACUUUCUAGCUCUCAUGGUUUUCAACAUACUUGGCAAAUACAGUUUUCAAGUCUCACCUGUUUAAACAGAGCAAACUUAAGCACAUAUUUGAUGUUCUCAUAGAAAGCUGUAGGAUUUCAGAAUGCUUUAUUUUUGCUGAAAUAUGCCCCAUGUUACCUUCUUUUUACUAUAUAAAGGCUGAAAAACUAGAAAGCACUGUGCAUGAGCUGUGACCUGAGCACAUGUGUGUUUGCUAAUAGAAAACGGAGCUUUGGGGUAGUGCUUUUUGGUGAAUCCUUCUUGUUAGUUUCAUCCGCUUGAGAAAGCUGCUAUAACUUGUACAGCACCAUCUCUCUAUUCCUAGCAUGCACCAUAAUCUACUCUUCUUUCUCUUAUCCUCUAGUUAUUUAUUGCAAGCGAAGCAGAACGCUUAAUGCCUCUUCUUGUGGUCAUUUCUAACAGUGUUAGUUACCCAAAAUUGUCAAGGAGAAACAUCACAGAAUCCGGCUCUUAAAUUUGUAUUAACCCUUGCUUCUAGUUUUACAGAACACUCUCAGCUUGAUCGCCAAACAAUCUGACAGGCUUGAAAGCCACGCUGAACGCUUGUAUGAGACUCUCCUAGCAGCUAUGGACACCCUUGGCGAUGGCUUGAUAAAGAAUUGUGAUGCUCAGCAAACGGCUGCCCAGGCAGAGUCGUCAAGGUGGGUAAGCGGAAGAGAAGAUGUGAGGGUGGACCUUAAUGAAUGUGUUCUUGUGUGCUGGCACACCAAGCUUGCCUGGCUCCAAGGGCGUUUGAAGUUCCUUAAAUAGUAAACUUGCACCCUCUUAUGAAUUGACGCUCAUCUUCAGCUUUUCGUAAACCACUAGAAAUUCCAGCAACUUAGGCAGAUGCACCCCGUUUUCCUGGGGUGGAUAUAAGGGUAUAAACGCUUUAAGAAAAUCCUCAAGGUUAUAAUGAAUUAAGGUGGAAAGGGGCAGCCCGGGAUAUUUUGCCACUGUAGGCAAAAGUCCCCUCCCCCCCCCCCAGAACCAGGCCCCCCCCCCUGCCCCCACUGUCACACCCCUGCAGGUUGUCCUUCGCUUCUUAUGACUGGGAAAGACUCCUUCCUGCCGGCUGGUCUCAACUGGGCUGGGUGAGCCAAUGAUCUGAUUCUGUGCAAAGCAGUUUCCUCUGCUCCUAAUGGGAAAUUUGGAUCCAAGGUCUAGCACUUUGCACCUGAAGGGACCUCCAUUGGCCCUUUUAUUCCUCUUUUUGUCCCUGCUCUUUGUGGAUAGAGUGGCUUCGUUAAAUAAGGGACAGGGCUCCUGCGCUGUUAAUGGCUGCCAAGAAGAGUGAAUUUGCAUCACAAUCUGCAUCUCUUGAAACUACCUCUCCAACACAACCAUUAAAAGUUCAGGAGCCUUUGUUCUUUUUUAACCUGCCAUCUUUAGGUGAAUCAUUAAGGCUGCAAUCCUGUACCCAGUUUCCCACUGAAUUUAGCUGAACUUACUUUGAUCAGACAUGAUACAGAACAGCACUGUUAAGGAGUUCAGCUGCCUCUGUGCUAAAGGGUAUAAGGAUCCCAUCCUCCACACACUUUCUAGUUUUGUUGCUCCUUGCUUUCAGCCAGUGGUUUAAUUUAAACUAUCAUAGCAAUCAUAGUCACUAAUAGUAAAAUGCAGAAAACAAUUGGGAAAUCAAGCCUGCAUUGUCUGAAUAGCACCUUCCUGGCCAUUGGCUUUUAAAAGAUUUAUGACGGGUUGAAAGUGGCAGUAUUAACAGUGGCCUUCUAGAAAUGUAGAGCUUAGGUUGAAGUUUAUCUGUACCUGUAAGGUAAAGGGACCCCUGACCAUUAAGUCCAGUAGUGGACAACUCUGGGGUUGCGGCGCUCAUCUCGCUUUAUUGGCCGAGGGAGCCGGCGUACAGCUUCCGGGUCAUGUGGCCAGCAUGACGAAGCUGCUUCUGGCAGAGCAGCGCACGGAAACGCCAUUUACCUUCCUGCCGGAGUGGUACCUAUUUAUCUACUUGCACUUUGAUGUGCUUUCAAACUGCUAGGUUGGCAGGAGCAGGGACCGAGCAACGGGAGCCAUGUAACUUAAGAGGGCUACUUUGCAAUGUAACUGAGGCAUUAUCAUCAUCAUCAUUUAUUCCCCACCCAUCUGCCCGAGUUUCCCAGCCGCUCUGGGUUUCUCCAGCCACUUUAUGUCCUGAGGAACUUUUGGUUGCAAAUAAAAGCAUACUAACCCCCCCCCCAAUAAAAUUUAUUUUAAGUUAUUUAAAUCCCAUAGAGCAAAUGAAUGCUUGGUACCUUGGGCAGUUUUCAGUGUGUAGUCUAAAGGCAUUUGACGUAGCAACCUUGCUGAAGUGAAGCAGGUCUGCUCAUCCUAAGUGUAUUUCGUUUGAAGUCCACAAUGGAAAAAAGACAGGAUGCAUUUGUUAACUUGCGGAUUACUUUAUUUCAGAUAA
Messenger RNA from Podarcis lilfordi (Lilford's wall lizard), 22026 nucleotides. The record is from the annotation of a GenBank genome assembly. Lineage: Eukaryota; Metazoa; Chordata; Lepidosauria; Squamata; Lacertidae.